Messenger RNA from Miniopterus natalensis, 2196 nucleotides. NCBI's taxonomy places the organism in Eukaryota, Metazoa, Chordata, Mammalia, Chiroptera, Miniopteridae. The record is from RefSeq and is a predicted model, not a curated record.
AUGGCGGACAAGCCCAGCCGCAGUGCGAAACUUUAUGCCCUGAAUGAGGACAAACAGUGGGAUUUCCUGGGCUCGGGGCAGGUCACCGCAGUUUACACGCAAAUCCAGGGCGCGUCUCUGUUAGUUCGGUCGGAGUCCAGCGACUCACUGAUCCUGGAGUCUGAGAUACUCCCAGACACCCCCUAUCAAAAACAAAAGGACACUUUAAUAGUUUGGUCUGAAACCGAGAACCAUGGGAUGGCUUUGAGUUUCCGAGACGCAGAAAGCUGUCAGGAGAUCUGGGAAGACAUUUGCCAGGUUCAGGGUAAAGACCCGUCGGUCACUGUCACACAAGACCUCUUAGAUGAUUUAGAGGAAGAAUUGGAGGAAGCGCUAGAAGCUGAUGAGCUGGGUGACCUGCCUAACUGUGAAAUAAGUAAACUUAAACAGAUUUCUAACUUAGUUACCUCAGCUUUCUCUUCGCCUCCCCGUAAGAGAAGGCUGGCCCUGAUGUUGGAAAAUGAGAGUUACAUCAAAAAACUACUGCAGCUGCUGCACUCUUGUGAGAACCUGACAUACACUGAAGGUUUAUACCAUUUGCAUACAAUCGUUAAGGGAAUCUUGUUCCUUGACAAGACAUCUUUGCUUGAGAUCUUGUUUUCUGAUGACUGUAUCAUGAAUGUGGUGGGAUGCCUUGAAUAUGACCCUGCUUUGGCUCAGCCAAAAAGGCAUAGGGAAUUCUUAACCCAAAAUGCAAACUUCAAGGAAGUUGUACCAAUAACAACCUGUAAACUUAGACAAAGAAUACAUCAGACAUACAUGGUACUGUAUAUUCAAGACAUUCUUUUCCCUACACCAUCCAUAUUGGAAGAGAAUUGUCUUUCUGCUCUUAAAACUUUUAUUUUCCUCAACAAGAUGGAGAUAGUCCACAUGCUGCAGACAGACGACAAGUUUUUGCCUCAAGUUUUUGCACAGUUAAAGGAUAAAACUACUGAUGAUGAUAAACGGCGCGAAUUGAUUUUUUUCUUCAAGGAAUUCUGUACAUUUACUCAGAUAUUAAAGCCUCGAAGCAAGGAUUCAUUAUUCAAAACAUUGACACAAAUAGGAAUUCUUCCUACUAUUAAAGUUGUAAUGAGCCUGGAUGAUUUGCAAGUAAGGUCAGCUGCUACUGACAUAUUUGCUUAUCUAGUGGAGCAUAGUCCAUCCAUGAUCCGAGAAUUCAUAAUAGAAGACACCCAGCAGAAUGAAGAUGGUAACCUUCUCAUUAAUUUAGUCAUUAAACAAAUGAUCUAUGAUACUGAUCCUGAACUAGCAGGUGCUUUUCAUAUAAUGAGACUUCUUCGUUAUAUACUCGAUCCAGACAACAUGCUUGCAACGCCUCAAAAAUGCGAAAGAAGUAAAUUUCUAAAUUUCUUCUAUAAACGAUGUAUGCACAACAUAAUAGCACCACUUUUGGCUGCUACUUCCGAAGACACAACUGAAGAGCAUCAUAUACUUGGAGCUGACAUACACAACAGAAAUUGCAUCAGUGCACUUCGCUUUAUGAGAAGGAUAAUUGGCCUUAAAGAUGAAGUUUACAAUCGUUACAUCAUCAAGGGAAAUUUUUUUGAGCCAGUUGUAAGUGCCUUUCUGAAUAAUGGAACUCGAUACAAUAUGUUGAAUUCAGCUGUUAUUGAACUAUUUGAAUACAUAAGAGUGGAAAAUAUCAAGUCUCUUCUUGUACAUAUAGUUGAAAAGUUUUACAAAACACUUGAAUGGAUUGAAUAUGUUCAGACAUUUAAAGGUUUGAAGAUUAAAUACGACCAAGAAAAAAAACGAAAGAGUCACAAGAGUUCGAAUUCCAUGCAGAAGAGUAAAAUAUUUUUCAGAAGUACGGGAGACUUGGAGAAGAAUGAAGCCUGUCAUAAAGAAAAUACAGAAAAUAUAGAGGAAGGAGAAAUAGUUACGACACCAUUGGAAAGUGAUUUUCAAGGUGGUGAUGAUGAAUUUAUGGAGACUGAAAAAACAAAAGAAAAUGAAGACAAGGUUAAUCUUCCUAAAAGAGCAUCUUCUGGUAGCUACAAAUAUACUUAUUCGCGUUCUGCUGGUGAUGCUAAUGGAACAGGUAGCCCAUCCAGUAGUAGCGAAAUGAGAUUAGUGGAUUAUCCGGAUGAUGAUGAUGACGAAGAUAAGGAAGAUGAAACAGCCUCCAGGAAAAGACCACAUCUUAACCCAUGA